Glycine soja is the source of this 3006-nucleotide messenger RNA. RefSeq names its product mitochondrial proton/calcium exchanger protein-like. Gene Ontology annotation, molecular function: ribosome binding; calcium ion binding. The transcript is spliced from 15 exons. The record is from RefSeq and is a predicted model, not a curated record. The coding region runs from base 341 to 2608 and encodes 755 amino acids. Lineage: Eukaryota; Viridiplantae; Streptophyta; Magnoliopsida; Fabales; Fabaceae. Gene Ontology annotation, biological process: intracellular monoatomic cation homeostasis. Gene Ontology annotation, cellular component: mitochondrial inner membrane.
AAAAUGUUUGAUACAUAGCAAUGGAAGCCCCCAGAGUGUCGUUCUUGUUCGCUUCUUCACUCUGUCCUCAUAAAUAAUCAUUUCCUUGCACGAUUGAUUGAGCUAUCAUUGAAGACGCGCAUUUCUUCCUCUCCAGUUCUCGAUUCGCCUCUGGCGGCGGUGCUGUGGAGUGAAGUGAAGUGAACCAACACGUCAUAUGAUAAAUUCGCCGUCAAAACCACUCUCUUCCAUGAACGACGGUGAUAAAUUUCUGCAUUCUUUGUAUUAAUGGCAUUGAAACAUUGAAUUAUUAAGGGUUUUGUUUGGGGAGAACUGACAUCGGAAGCUAGAAUCUGUUGUUAUGGCUUCAAGAGUGAUUUUGCAAAAGAGAAGGAGCCUCUUCUUCAACCCUCUAUGUAGUCUACCUACUCGCAUUAUUUUUGGAUUCUCCAGUGUUGGGCACGCUCAGCCAUUGGAAUCUAGUGAAUUAGAAGGUGUGAGCCAGUUUCCCUUCUGUCCAUCUGCAACUACGGAAAAUGUACAGGAAAAAAAAAUAUUUACUGUCAACAAAGAUGAUCUAGCAGCUUAUGCAGCUUCAAGAUUUAUCUCGCACAGUUCCUUUAGAGUAUCAAGUUUUGGAUUUAUAUCUGACAAGAUAGAGUUAGUUUAUCUUUCAAGAUUGGGGUGGUUAUCCAGAUGUAGCCGUAAUAUUUCCACGGCUUCAGCUGAUCAAUCUGGAUUGACUAGCAGUUAUAAGGGAAGUGAACAAUCAGCUACUAUACAGAAAAAGGAAGCUUCACCAGAGGAAUGCGAUGAAGCUGUUGAAGGCUUGAGCAACAUAAAAGCAAAAGCUAAGGCUAAACAAAUGCAAGAACCAAAGAAGAGUGCUGAUUCUAUUUUAAGGAAAUUAUGGACUAGGAUUUUAGGAAUUGGUCCAGCUUUCAGAACUAUGAUGUCAAUGAGCAGGGAUGACUGGGCAAAGAAGUUUCAUCAUUGGUGGGAUGAAUUUAAAUCUACCCUUCAACACUACUGGUUUGGUACAAAACUACUUUGGGCUGAUAUCAGGAUAAGCUCCAGAUUAUUGUUGAAACUUGCCGGUGGAAAGAGUCUUUCUAGAAGGGAGAGGCAGCAACUCACAAGGACAACAGCUGAUAUUUUCAGGCUAGUUCCAUUCGCUGUAUUUAUCAUAGUUCCAUUCAUGGAGUUAUUGUUGCCAGUAUUCCUUAAAUUGUUUCCCAACAUGCUGCCUUCCACUUUCCAGGACAAGAUGAAAGAACAGGAGGCAUUAAAAAGAAGGCUAAAUGCAAGAAUAGAAUAUGCCAAGUUUCUUCAAGAUACUGUAAAAGAAAUGGCAAAGGAGAUUCAGAAUUCACAAAGUGGAGAAAUGAAGAAGACAGCAGAAGAUCUUGAUGAAUUUAUGAACAAGGUCAGAACAGGUGCCCGAGUUUCUAAUGAUGAAAUCUUAGAAUUUGCCAAAUUAUUUAAUGAUGGGCUCACCCUGGAUAACAUUAGCAGGCCUCGCUUGGUAAAUAUGUGUAAAUAUAUGGGCAUCAGCCCAUAUGGAACUGAUGCAUAUUUGCGUUACAUGCUCCGCAAAAGAUUACAGGAGAUCAAGAAUGAUGAUAAACUGAUUCAAGUUGAGGGUGUCGAAUCUCUUUCAGAAGCAGAGCUUCGUCAAGCUUGUAGAGAUCGAGGAUUGCUUGGAUUACUUUCAGUGGAAGAAAUGCAGCAGCAGCUUAGGGACUGGCUGGAUUUGUCUCUCAACCAUUCUGUGCCAUCUUCCCUCUUAAUUCUUUCUAGAGCAUUUUCUGUUUCAGGAAAGGUCAGACCAGAGGAAGCUGUUCAAGCUACACUCUCUUCUCUGCCAGACGAGGUUGUAGAUACUGUUGGGGUGACAACUUUGCCGUCUGAAGAUUCUGUUUCAGAAAGGAAGAGGAAGUUGGAAUAUCUUGAAAUGCAAGAGGAGCUAAUCAAGGAGGAGGAAAAGAAAGAGGAGGCAGAGCAGGCCAAAAUGGUAGAAUCUGUUGUUGGUAGUGAAGAGAGGGCUUCAAGAACCAAACAAAUACAAGGAGAGGUAAAAACAAAGACAUUGAAUAAACAGGAGCACCUCUGGGAGCUCAGCCGUGCAUUAGCAAUCUUAGCAUCAGCAUCUUCGGUGAGCAGGGAACGUCAAGAGUUUUUGAGGCUUGUUAGAAAGGAGAUGGAGCUUUAUGAUAGUAUGGUAGGGAAAGAAGGUACAGAAGAUGAACAGGAAGCUAAGAAGGCCUAUAAAGCUGCAAGGAAGGAAAGUGAUGGUGCUAUUGAGGUGGCAAUUGGUGAUAAGGUUUCUUCAGCACUUGUUGACAGGGUUGAUACUAUGCUCCAAACACUUGAAAAAGAAAUUGAUGAUGUUGAUGCUAAAAUUGGAGACCGCUGGCGGUUGCUAGACAGGGAUUAUGAUGGGAAAGUGACACCUGAGGAGGUUGUUUCUGCUGCUAUGUAUCUGAAGGACACUCUGGGCAAAGAAGGAAUUCAUGAGUUUAUCAGCAACCUUUCCAAGGAUAGUGAUGGGAAAAUAUUGGUGGAAGACAUUGCCAAAUUGGGCGCCCAGAAAGAAGAAGCCGAUAGAGACGAAGUGGGAAGAUCAUAGUGUUCCAUUGAUAUUAACUUCAUGGUUCUAUUCGAGUUCGACAUCAUUUUAUCUGUGAAAUUUUGUUGUAUCGCUAUGUUUUCUUUGAAAUGUAACUGUAAAGAACGAUGGUUGGUUUUUCUGUAGUGAAUAAUGAUCUCAUAGAACCCCUGCCCCCAACAAAGUAAUACGAGGUAGGGAUCUUAGUACUCAAUGGUAAGGUGGAAUAAUGCCAGCACAAAGAAAUUAAAAUUAUUAAUAACGUGUCAAACUAGAUUAAUUAAUGUAUUUGCCAUCCUUUCAAAUGCUUUGUUGCCCUCUGUACUGUCUGAAUUUCAGUCCAAAACUUAUUUAAUCAUUGAAGGCUUCUGUAUUUGAUCUCAGUACUCAAUGGUAAAGCUGUUAGCCACAUGGAAUCA